AUGCAGCUUACCAUUCUCACCUCUCUUCUCGUCACUGCGCUCACAGUGAGCGCCACCCCUGUCGAACUACAGGAGAAACGUCAACUUGAAGGUGCUGCUCGCGUCUACGCCCGCUUCUAUCGGGAUGGCGGUUGCGGUCCCUCUCCAUGGGCCGAGGAUACUGUCUUCCUUCAGUCUGAUACUGUGGGACUUGCUGGAUGCCAGGAUCUGACCGUUGGGCCGUUCCCUAGCACCUUCUUCGAUGUCAACAACUUCAGCAGAACUGUGAGGUUCUUCAACCUGCCUUGCUCUCAGCUCACUUCAACUACGAGCGGAAACUUUGUCGAUAUCAAGCCCGGACAGGCCCCAGGGUGCCAGAACUUGGCCAUCCGCUCUUGGGUUACCAUCUAG
Molecule: messenger RNA, 390 nt
Organism: Alternaria burnsii
Lineage: Eukaryota; Fungi; Ascomycota; Dothideomycetes; Pleosporales; Pleosporaceae
Exons: 2
Coding region: 1-390 (129 amino acids)
Source: RefSeq, a predicted model, not a curated record